Messenger RNA from Paramecium sonneborni, 838 nucleotides. Lineage: Eukaryota; Ciliophora; Oligohymenophorea; Peniculida; Parameciidae. The record is from the annotation of a GenBank genome assembly.
AUGCAUAAAAGAAAACAUAAUUUAGAAUAUGAAUAAUAGCAAUAAGUUUAGAUUUAAAAACUUAGUCAAAAAUAAUAAAAAGAAGAGUAACUCAUUCGUUAUUACUUAUAUGAGAAUCUAUAAUAUUUCAUUAAUUUAAUAUACUCGUUAAAAGCAGUGAAUUAACACUUUAUAAAUGAUCCUCAACAUCCUAUGAAAAUUCUUGCUAGAAAUAAAAUUGUGCUGUAGUCAAAUUUAUCAAAUUGCAUACAAUAUGAUUAAUCAUCAUAAUAUUAAUCUGAUCCUUAAUUAAAUUAAGUAUUACAACAAGAAAGAUAAUUUGCAAAGUAAUUAUUAGAGCAACUUUCACCAGAGUUAAAAGAAGAGUUUCAAAGCUAUUUAAAAAUAUAUAAAAACAAUAGUUUAAAUUAGAAUAUUCAAGUACAUCAAUAAAAAUUGGAAUAAACAAAUCUUGAUUCAAAAUUUAAUUAAAAAGUCCUACAAUCAAUUAUAGAUAAAAUAUUUUUGGUUGAUGAAACAACUGGAUAAUUUAGUGGAUAAAAAACAUACAAUAGUCCUACCAUUCAAGAUAUAAUUUAGAAAGCAGAGUAUUAAAUAAAAUCAUAUUUAGAAACUAUUCUGAAAAAACAAGAUAACAACUUGAAAUUCACUUUCCAAAUCCAAUUAAUAUGGAAGAUGAAUCAAAAUAUACCAAUUAAUGCUAAAAUGUACAAACACCCUAAUCUAAAACACAAUAAAGUAAAUCAUAUUUUAUAUUCUAUAAGGGCAUAAAAAACCAAAUUCUUUAGGAAUUAUGAAAAGAAAAAUCGCUAAACUAUAGAGCAGAGAAAAAAAAUGA